UGUGGUUCUAUCCCCUCAGACAGCAGAGACUUCCGUCAGUGGACAGCUGAUCUGGCCAAUCACACGACAGAGAGGGGCCAGCUGCUGGACCGGUACCAGAACCUGAGCUAUGACAGAGACCAGCUGCUGGACCGGUACCGGAACCUGAACCGGGAGAAAGACCAGCUGCUGGGCCAGUACGAGAACCUGAACCGGGAGAAAGACCAGCUGCUGGGCCGGUACCAGAACCUGAACAGUGACAGAGACCAGCUGCUAAACCGGUACCAGAACCUGAACCAUGAGAAAGACCAGCUGCAGACCAGAUUGACGCAAACCCUGAAGGAUGUCGGAACAUGUCCCAGCGAAUGGAAGCAGUUUGGCGGCAGCUGUUACUUCUUCUCUCAAAGUUGGAGCUCAUGGAAUUCCAGUCGACAGCAUUGUUUAAGCCAACGAGCCCAUCUGGUGGUCGUCAGCAGCCGGCAGGAGAUGGUGUUCCUGAACAAACUGGGGUAUCGUGUGAAGUUUUGGAUCGGUUUAAGUCAAACAUCCAGCAGCUCUAACUGGGAGUGGACUGAUGGAAGAUCACCUGAAGCCAUGUACUGGCGGUAUGGACACCCACUGACGUACCUCAACAGAAGAUGUGCAGUUUUUAACAGCUUUGCAGCAGGAAGUUAUGACAGAACAUUUUAUUCGUGGUCUAGUGAGUCUUGUACUCAGUUCCUGCGUUGGGUUUGUAAGAAGGAAGCUGUUCCUUCAGAUCUGUGAUUCAUCAGAAAAUGUGUUUGAGAGAAAAGAUGUCGUAAAUAAUCAGGAUUCAUGUGUAAGCACAGCUCAGAAACAUGAGGAUGUGCGAUGAUGAAUUACUGUUUGUUUAAUUCCACAUCUGCACCGGUUCAGACACAACCGAGCCUCUUAAAGUUCACUGGUCUGAUUAAAACAAGCAGCAGAAGUUUAAAGAAGCCGGUCAGAGUUUCAUCUUGUUCUGAUCUUAAACCUGGAGAUGAAGGAAUCACAUUUACUGUUAAAUAACGGUGUAUCUGUAGGAAAACAUAAUUAUCAUCUGUUAUUUAAUGCUAAAUCUGCAGUAUAAAACUGCAAAUGUUAAAUAGGUCCAUAGAAUACUAGAAAAUUAAUUUUAUGAUGUUUUUACGGAGUUUCCCAUAAUACACACAUAAUGACAGUAAAACACUGAGAAAAGAGCAUUAAACUACAUAAUAAUAAUGAUAAUGGUUAUUUUUACAAAUUACAAAUCGAACCAUUAAAUCAGGAAAAAAAAUCAGUUCACAAAUAUUUGUUGUCAUUUGAAAGAAAACAUUAAAUAUAUUAGUGGUUAAAAGAGAAAAUCAGUUCUUCAUCUGUUACUUAACAGAUUUAUUAUUUCAGUUUAAAGAUAAUAUCUAAUAAAAACACAUUAAUGUCCACAUUAAAAAUCUGCAUUUUUACAAACUGCAAAUUAAAUCAGACCAAAUUAAGAAAAUAAAUUGUUUCACAGAUGUGUUCUGCCAUUUGAGAGAAAAAAUAAAUAUAUUAGGCACUGAAAAUGGAAAAUAACUUUUCAUGUGUUAUUUUACAGAUUUGUUUUUGCUAAUUUAUAGAAAACAUCUAGUAAAACACAGAAACAUAAAUAUUACAAAUCUGUAAAUAAUCUCCACUUUAAAAUGCUGUUAUUGCAAAAAAAAUUACAUUUUUUAAAAAUUUUGAAUUGUUUUAUAGAUUUCACACAAAAUUAUUCUAUUUUAAUACUUUAUUUUAUUCUAUUUUAUUUUAAUCUUUUUUAUUUCAAUAUAUUUUAUUAUAUUUUAUUCUUUUUUACCUUCACUGUACCUAAUAUUCUCUGUUGUCUUGUUGUUGUUUACUCUCUUGUUGUUGAAUAUCCAGCUGCUGUAACAACAGACUUCCCUCUGGAGAUUAAUAAAGUUGAUCUAAAUUCCACUGCAUCUGGGUUUAAUGAGCAGGUGGGUUAUCAGACAUAACUGUAGAAUAGAAGCGUCCUGAUUGGCCGGUUUAAACUGGAAUGAGAGGCUCUUAUUGGUCGGUUCAGAAGGCAGCACAGUGCAGCUCUGAUUCCUUCUGAUUCACAGUGUUUUUGUCAUUUUUUCUUUCUUUUGGAGGCUGACGUUAGUUUGAAAAUUCCAAAUAAACUGCUGUAGAUUUUCCUGUA
Molecule: messenger RNA, 2140 nt
Organism: Acanthochromis polyacanthus (spiny chromis)
Lineage: Eukaryota; Metazoa; Chordata; Actinopteri; Pomacentridae
Product: CD209 antigen-like protein C
Exons: 4
Source: RefSeq, a predicted model, not a curated record